Molecule: messenger RNA, 1296 nt
Organism: Eurytemora carolleeae
Lineage: Eukaryota; Metazoa; Arthropoda; Copepoda; Calanoida; Temoridae
Product: guanine nucleotide-binding protein subunit alpha-11
Exons: 13
Coding region: 75-1184 (369 amino acids)
Biological process (GO): adenylate cyclase-modulating G protein-coupled receptor signaling pathway
Cellular component (GO): heterotrimeric G-protein complex
Molecular function (GO): GTPase activity; guanyl nucleotide binding; G-protein beta/gamma-subunit complex binding
Source: RefSeq, a predicted model, not a curated record
UUGAAAUAUAUAUAUUAUAUAUAUAUUAUAGAUCAACAUGAACAAACACUUUAUGUGAUUAGGGAAAAGCCAGUAUGGGAGUGUGUAUGAGUAAGGAUGAAUUAUCUCAACGGAGUAGAGAACUGGACAGAAAACUACGAAAAGAUUUUGAUUCCUCUGCCAGGGUUAUUAAACUUCUUCUUCUAGGAACAGGAGAGAGUGGAAAAUCAACAAUUGUCAAACAAAUGAAAAUUCUUCAUCCCUCAGGAGAAAAUGAAAAAGGCCUGGGGGAAAUGGAACGAAAGAAACAAACGAAGACAAUUGUUGAUAAUAUUUUUGAUUCUAUAGAGGCUCUCUUAAAGGCACAGGAAAGAUUUGAGUAUGAAAUUGCUUCAAAAAAGAUAAAGGAUGAGGUUUUGAAGUAUAUCAGUGAACGAGAUGAGAGUUCAGGAUCUGUACUAGAUCCUGAUAUUGGAGCUAAAAUACAAGAGCUCUGGAUGGAUCCAGGGAUAAAGAAAACUCUGGAGAGAAGAUCAGAGUUUCAGUUGUUGGAUUCUGCUGGAUAUUUCCUGGAUAAUAUUCCUCGGAUUAGUUCUCCGGACUAUAUACCUACAGAAGCAGAUGUACUAAGAGCCAGGACAAUAACUACAGGGAUAAUAUCCGUCCCGUUCCAGGUUAAUAAAGACAAGUUUGAACUAGUUGAUGUAGGAGGGCAGAGGUCGGAGAGAAGAAAAUGGAUUCAUUGUUUUGAUCAGGUUACAGCAGUUCUGUUUAUUAUUGCAUUGAGUGAAUAUGACCAGGUGCUCUAUGAGGAUGACUCUACAAACAGAAUGCUGGAGAGCCUGGAUAUGUUCAAACAAAUGUUAUCUAGUCCAUUCUUCCUCAACACUCCUUUUAUACUCUUCCUUAACAAGGAGGUAUUUAUGUUUCACUUAAACCGGAUCCAAAUAAGAAUAGUAGCAUCUAAUUUUCCUAUUUAUUUAACCCCGUCUUGGAUACAGGAAUACGACUACAAGGGACCAAAUACUGCAGAAGACGCCAAAUGCUAUAUAAGAAAAAAGUUCCUGGAUCAGAACGAAAACACCAAGCGUGACAUCUACACCUACUACACCACGGCCACCGACACCGACCUCGUCAAGAACGUGUUGGUCUCCGUGCAGAAAAUUAUCUGUGAACUCAUGCUCAAACAAACAGGGUUUCGUUAAAUUUUAAUUUUAGUAAAAAUUAAAAACUAUUGGUUUCAGAUUUUGAACGAGUUAUAUACUAAAUUCUGUACAUUUUAGUGCUGAAUAUUUCAAAUAAACAUUUAAAUAUUAA